CUACAUACACAGGCACACCACCUUGUCUGUUUCCUUCUGAACUUACACUUUCCCUUUCUUAGUUUCUUCUCUCUAAAAAGUUACUUUUCAACACUCACUUAAGCUUACACUAACCCAUCAGUUCACCAUGAAAGUUCUUUGUUAAGCUUAUCCAAAACAUAAACCCAAAAUGUAUUAAUUAACUAAGUAUUGGAAGUGAAUGGGGUGCAUGUUUUCUCAGUUAGCUGCAAAGUUUGCAUUUUUUCCUCCUUCCCCACCCACUUAUCAGAUCAACCACAAGCAAAAUGGCAAGCUCACUGUGCACUCUUCAUCUGCCUCCUCCACUUCCAUGCCACUUCCUCUUCCUAAUGAUAACUCAUUUGAUGUUCUUUUAAUCGACACUCAAAAAGGGAACAAGAUUGUUGCUUUCUACUUGAAAAAUCCUUAUGCCAGGCUCACUCUUUUGUACUCUCAUGGAAAUGCUGCUGACCUUGGCCACCUUUAUGAUCUCUUUGUUCAGCUCAAGAUCAACCUCAGAGUUAAUAUUAUGGGAUAUGAUUAUUCCGGUUAUGGAGCCUCUACCGGUAAGCCCAGUGAAUCUAAUACUUACUCAGAUAUCGAGGCUGUUUAUCAAUGUCUUCAGACAGAGUACGGAGUUAGUCAGGAAGACUUGAUAUUAUAUGGUCAGUCGGUCGGUAGUGGUCCAACAUUGCACUUGGCAGCUAAGUUGCCAAGGCUGAGAGGCGUAGUUUUGCAUAGUGCUAUUCUCUCCGGUCUUCGUGUGCUCUGCCAUGUAAAGUUUGCGUGUUGCUUUGACAUAUAUAAGAACAUAAACAAAAUUAAGGCGGUAAAAUGCCCUGUGCUUGUGAUACAUGGUACGGAGGAUGAUGUCGUGAAUUGGUUACAUGGCAGUGGACUAUGGGAAUUGGCUAGAGAACCAUAUGAGCCACUGUGGAUCAAAGGAGGCGGGCAUUGUAACUUGGAAUUAUACCCUGAUUAUAUCAGUCAUCUUAGCAAAUUUAUUCAAGAAAUGGAGAGUAUAACCACAAAAACCCGGCUAAAAAAAAUACGGCAAAAUCUAAGACUAAGACCAAGGUCCCGAACUCCUACUUCUAAGAAGUGUUGUAGGUUUAAGGUAUGGCGACCAAGAUGCCCUAAAUGUUUCAUACCAAAGUGCAUAAAGUGUUUUAGUCGACCCAAAUGCUCGGAAUGCUGUAAGCCAAAGUGUAUUAAAUGUUGUUGGAGAGGCGGGUGCCGAAGUUGGAGGUGCUGUGUGGGGAUGCAUAGUGGGAAACAGGAAAGCUGCUGCUGAUGAUGAUAACAAGGUUUGUAUAGAUUUUGCAGAAUUUAAAGUACUAACACCUGCUAAGUAGUGGUCAUUUUUUAACAUAAUUGGAUAUCUUUUCAAACUAGUGAUUCUAUGAUGAGCUCGUUUAGAUAUUGGCCUUUGGUGGAUUAAUAUCAUAAAUUGAGAUACCCAAAAUUGGAGUUUUUGUUUUUCACUAAUCCUAAGGCAAGUGAUGAAAUCUUAAUAUUUGUUGCAAAACUAUUAAAUUACCAUUC
Messenger RNA from Mercurialis annua (annual mercury), 1542 nucleotides. RefSeq lists its product as uncharacterized. The transcript has 5 exons. NCBI's taxonomy places the organism in Eukaryota, Viridiplantae, Streptophyta, Magnoliopsida, Malpighiales, Euphorbiaceae. The record is from RefSeq and is a predicted model, not a curated record. Bases 200 to 1291 code for a protein of 363 amino acids.